This is a messenger RNA of Trichophyton rubrum CBS 118892, 912 nucleotides long. RefSeq lists its product as uncharacterized. The record is from RefSeq and is a predicted model, not a curated record. The transcript has a single exon. Lineage: Eukaryota; Fungi; Ascomycota; Eurotiomycetes; Onygenales; Arthrodermataceae. Bases 249 to 674 code for a protein of 141 amino acids.
CAGACACAGUCGCAAGAGCCUUCGGCAGCUGCAGACGCCGUCUCGGAGUCCACCUAGGGUAAAAGAUGGCCCUGAAUAGUUGAAAGAAGACGGCCGGUGGUGGACUAGCGGAUUCCGGGUGAUUCAAAAGGUAUCGCCAACAGACAAAGAGUCAUCGAUACUUAAGGCGAAACGCCCCGUGACUAGCAGCCAGGCAUCCAUGCGAGGCGUGUGCAUCUCUCGAAUCAAUCUGUUUCCUCGUCUUCAGGAUGCGAGUUUACAUGAACUCCCCUAUGCGAGUGGAUAGACAAACGGGCCAAGGUGUCAUUGCCGACGUGGCUGUGACGCAUUCGAUGGACGCGAAUGAGUCCGUCGAAAGGAUCAUUGGCCAUCACGCGGCAACGUGUUUCGCCCGUCGGAACUGGCAGUCGAGCAGAGGGAUAAUAUUGAGAGUUUGUGCAUAUGUUGAUGCCUUGUAUAUACCCGUGUUUGCAUCAUCGGUGGCUGGCCGAAAAAAAAGUACUGCCUGUCACAGCAUCUAUCCGUUCUCCCUCAGAGGUAGCUUCAUCUCUGGGAGUGAAGUGCCCAUUCAAAGAGAGACAGCUCACCAUCAACUGAAGCUGGAUAUGAUUCGAAAGGAUAGCUGGCACAUUGGCAGAGAUCCGGGCCUUGAAUCAAGCCGCUCUGUCGACUGACACGACACCCAUCCAACACAACACAGAGAGGACCCCAGAAGUAGAUAUCAUCAUGGCUCCCCCGCUAGCCUCAAGGCAUCGACAUAGGCUCCUUCUUAUCCUUCCUUCCACCUGGCUUCCUUUGUCUCUGAGUAACUCUCCGCGAAGAUGCGAAAUGCCUCGUCCCUUUGCUGACGUCUCGAAGCAAAAGACCGCGAAAACUUCAGCUUCCACGUGACUCCGCUGGGUCCCAAAAAGG